CACAAUACUUGUUUGGGGUAUUGGCCUCGUAUUCAGUCCCUGCCAACUGUUUUCAGUUAAAUCCUGUACUUCUGAUUCUGUUAGUGAUUUCUGUCCUCCUGUAUCUUUAAUAUUUUCACCUUCCUAGAGUGGAAUGUAGAGACUUCUUUCUGGUGGAACACUUCUAGUAUAGUCCUGCCCUGUGGUACUGCGCUGCUCAAGUUCGGGGAACUCCACAUGCCUCUGCUGCCAAAGUAUAAUUUUCAAAAAGUUGAAAAACAUGACUCCUACAAAGAUAGAUAUGGCAAGAUUGUCUCUACUAAGGCCAUCCUGGACAAGAGCACAAACAAAUGCAAAGGCUAUGGCUUUGUGGACUUCGACAGUCCUUCAGCCGCACAGAAAGCUGUCACGGCACUGAAAGCCAGUGGUGUGCAGGCUCAGAUGGCAAAGCAACAGGAACAGGACCCCACAAAUUUAUACAUAUCAAACCUUCCACUCUCCAUGGAUGAGCAAGAACUAGAGGGGAUGCUGAAGCCUUUUGGCCAGGUUAUCUCCACUCGAAUCCUCCGAGACACCAGUGGGACCAGCAGAGGGGUUGGCUUUGCAAGGAUGGAGUCCACAGAGAAGUGUGAAGCCAUCAUCACCCACUUUAAUGGAAAAUAUAUUAAGACACCUGCUGGAGUCCCAGCCCCAUCUGAUCCCUUGCUUUGCAAAUUUGCUGAUGGUGGUCCAAAGAAACGACAGAACCAAGGGAAAUACAUGCAAAAUGGACGGGUCUGGCCAAGGAAUGGAGAUAUGGGUGGUAUGGCCUUGACCUAUGACCCCACCACAGCUCUUCAGAAUGGGUUUUACCCGGCUCCUUAUAACAUCACCCCCAACAGGAUGCUUGCUCAGUCUGCACUCUCCCCGUACCUUCCAUCUCCUGUGUCUUCCUAUCAGAGAGUAACUCAGACAUCUCCUCUACAAGCACCUAACCCGUCGUGGAUGCAUCACCAGUCAUACCUCAUGCAGCCUUCAGGUUCCGUUCUGCCGCCGGGGAUGGAUCACCCCAUUUCUCUGCAGCCUGCCUCCAUGAUGGGACCUCUUACCCAGCAACUGGGGCACCUCUUGCUCAGCAGCACGGGCACGUACGUGCCGGCGGCCGCCCCGCUGCCAGGAGCUUACAUCGCCCCGUACACCCCCGUGCCUUCCGCCGGUGUUGCAGCCGAGGAGAGCGGCGGCCAGCAGACUCAGGUGGCGGUGGAGGCGCCCUCAGACCACGGGCUCUACUCCUUCCAGUUCAACAAGUAGCAGCGUGGUCUGGAAGCGAACCUGCAUCGUGUCUGAGAUGCGCCUGGACGCCUGAAUCAUCGGAGAGGCUGAUGCUCCCGAACUCCAGAGGGCUGACGGGAUACAGACCCGCGGAGGGCCCUGCUAAGGACUAACACUUGGGCAGCGCUUUUCACAGGCCUGCGCCUGGAGAAAAGAAAUCUCUGCACUCCUGCCCUCUGCUUCUUCCUCCAUUCCUGGGGAGGCCUGGGGGAACCGUCACUUUUUCUGUGUGCUGCAUUCAAGGAGAUCAAAAGAACUUUUUUUCUUUCUUUUGCAAAGAAAGUUUUAUAUUUGGUUUUUAACUGCAAUAUACUCUUUCCAUAUCCCAAAGAGA
This is a messenger RNA of Leptonychotes weddellii (Weddell seal), 1624 nucleotides long. The record is from RefSeq and is a predicted model, not a curated record. Lineage: Eukaryota; Metazoa; Chordata; Mammalia; Carnivora; Phocidae.